Lingula anatina is the source of this 3678-nucleotide messenger RNA. RefSeq names its product malignant fibrous histiocytoma-amplified sequence 1 homolog. Gene Ontology annotation, cellular component: cytoplasm. Gene Ontology annotation, biological process: regulation of apoptotic process. Gene Ontology annotation, molecular function: protein binding. The record is from RefSeq and is a predicted model, not a curated record. NCBI's taxonomy places the organism in Eukaryota, Metazoa, Brachiopoda, Lingulata, Lingulida, Lingulidae.
CAUUUGCGUGGCCUACUUUUAGCAUCCGCACCCUAUUUUAGUGUAUAUGAAUGUAAUAGCCAAUGGUAGACAUUUUUUCCUCCUACAUCUACUGGCACCGUUUCCAAAGCGGAACUUGGAGACGUUUUAUUUACUGAGACAAAGAUAAAAAAUCAUACAGAGGAUGUCUACUGGAUUGCAUCUUGAGACGGUAAACAAGUAUGAUACGUAAGGCGGACGCCCAUUUAAAUUCUCCUCACCUUAACCGUUAUAUGACCCCUCUUAUAUAUCUUGAAUCGUAUAUAAGUCUAAAUGACUUGGAUUUAUGACAGCAAGGGAUUGCCGGGAUCUAGGCAACAGAGUUUGUGGCACAGUGAAAGUUGAAGUGUUUAACGAGGACAACAGUUCGAAUCUCCCAUGCCAAAGUGAAACUUCAACCAGUGACAGACGACGAAAAUGGCCGUGUAGAGUUUUAACUGUUAAAACAGCUAGGUAUAUUUGAGAAAAAGACAGUCAAGCACGUUGGACAGAGUAUCAAUUUUAUUCAUCUCCCAUCAACAUUCCAGUGGUUGCAUCUUAAAGUUGUAAGUGCUGAUAUUGCCUACCCUAAGCCAAGAAUAGGAUAUCAGUCAUUGCCUUAUAAAGUUAUAUUUUAUAGGAAUUGAUGCAGAUCCUUACAUGAAUGAUUUGAAAAAUGAUCGAAUCUAUAACAUGUAUGACACUUUAGUGUAAAACUGCCUCCUUCAAACUACUGUGCAAGACCCAGACUUUCAAGUAGAGAGAAAAAGAGAAACUGUGACUAAAAUGGAUCCCAAGCAACAAGUGUCUUUCCUUUGGAACCUCCAGGAGCCUUAUAAGCCUUCUAAGGCGGACUUAGAGGUAGCAGAGCAAUGGACAGAACUUGACUGGUCCUAUUUAGACUUGCAGAUCCUUCCCAUGACGAUGCCUUUGUGCACGAGGCUGAAGGUCUUCGACAUAAGCGGUAAUAAUCUGGAGAGCCUACACGCGGUUGCCUUUAAGUUGAAAACUUUGGAAGAUUUAGAUCUGAGCGCCAAUAAAAUUACCGAGGUUCACAGCUCUUUAAGCAUGCUCACCGGUCUGAAAGAGUUGAAUCUCUCCAGUAAUUAUCUAACAGCGUUUCCCGUGUCAAUCCGUGAGCUAGUCAAUAUGGAAGUGCUAUACCUGAGCCAUAACAAGAUCAAAGAAAUCCCGGGUGAAAUCAGCAGUUUAGUCAAACUGAAAACAUUCUACAUCAAUUCUAACAGUCUUACACAUCUUCCAUUUGAACUGGAAGAAAUUUCGAGUCUACGCUUUAUUAAUGCCAAAAACAACCCCCUUAUACAGCCACCGACCGCCGUCUGUGAUUCCGGAAGUGACGCAAUUCUGCGCUAUCUUCGCAACGCACGUGAAAAGGCGGUGAGAGCAUGUCGUCUGCAGCUCAACAUCCUAGGAGAGGUUUGCGCGGGAAAAAGCAGUCUCGUUAAAUCACUAACAACCGAGAAACCCCACCUCACAGCAGAAGAGGACCGAACUUGCGUCCUAGACCAACUUUUAUGGGAAGAAGAAGAUGUGACGUUUAAUAUUAAUGAUUUCGGUGGCCACGAGAUCUACAGGGUUGUUCAUAAUUUCUUCCUUGCCAAAGAUGGGUUGACGUUAUUAGUUUUUAACAUCGCGCUGUACGAAACGAGCAAUUUCCACGCACUUAUUGGACAGUGGAUCGAAACGCUCUGCAUGCGCGUUCCAGAGGCAAUGAUUGCCCUUGUUGGCACGCAUAUUGACGAAUGCGGCCGUGAGGUAGCAGAGAGUAAAAGCCAGGACGUACUGGAACGUGCAGACAAGUUUAUUCAGGAAAAGACGGGAGAAAGGAACACGAAGGAGAAGAUACAAAUUGUGGUUCAAAAAACCUUUCCAGAUGCAAUUACUGAAAAAGAAACCAAAAGAAGGAGGCAGUUCGGCAUAUACUUGGUUGAUCAGAUAUUUUUAGUUAGUUCUAAAAAUCUUGAGGGAUUCGACCUGUUGAAAGAAAAACUUAUCCAGGUUGCUAAAACCAAAGCUCUUAUCUUACCGCAGUCUUGGCUUGCCGUCUCGAAGUUCGUUCAGAAAGCCAAAUCUGAACGUACUGACUGUAACUGCUUGUCGGUGCAGGAACUCUCUCGCGAAUAUUCGUCCAUAAUCCGAAAGUCAUCAGAAAAGGUAAAGAAAGCUGGCGCUUCUCGUAGAGAAAACCAAGAGAAAGUAGGACGGUCUAAAACUACCAAAGACAUUAAACCGAAAAAGCCAAGUUUCUUUUCACACACCCUCCAAAAACUACAGAGAGCGUUUUCGCCGAGGCAAGCCAAAACGGCACAAGCCUCUUCAAAGAGCACUACUGAAAAUCAAGAUGAGCCUUCUGACGAGACAGAGGCAGAAGACAUCCAACUGCAGAUGAUUCUGGACACCCUCCAUUUCCUACGUAAGACCGGCGAGGUAUUAUGGUUUCCAGAAAAUUCCUUCCUUCUGAACAUUGUGUUUCACAACCAGGACGUCGUGAUAGACCUCCUGAAGGCCGUGUUCCGCCACGACAUGGAGGAUGAACUGCAGUACGACAAGGCGCCUUUCAGAACGGAAUACACCCAUCCUCGCUUUAUCAACGAACGCGAAGACCUUCUCAAGCGCGGGAUUCUCUCUCGGAAGAUGAUCGCCUGCCUGUGGGAGAAAUUUGGCCUCAAGAACACCGAGAUCGAUGCCAUGAUUGAAUUAAUGCUGAAAUUUGAUUUAUGCUAUGACGUUUCCGUCCAAGAAACAGAGGAAGAAGUGGACUCCACGCGUGCCUCUCAUUUCCAUAUCCCGUGGUUGCUACGGGAGACCAGACCAGGUGACGUCAUGCUUCAGUGGCCCGCUUCACUUCCGUCCGACCACGUGCAACUUACGCUGGAAUACCACUUCCAAAACAGCUGCCCCAUUGGUCUUUACGAAAUGGCCGCUGUACGUCUCCACCGGUACCUUGGCCCAUUCAAGACGACCCGCAUUGACUGGACGGACGGCGUCGUGGCUCAAGUGGGACAGGGCUUCUUAAAUAUGGAGAGAAGAGAGACUGCCACCGGCGGUUUAAUAAUGGUCGCAAUAAGAGGAAAGAACGUGAGCGACUUGUGGCCUCACACUGUGAAACUCCAUGACGAGAUGGUAGAGAUUUUGGAACAGGAGUGCCCUGGUUCUAGGUGUGAUGCCUAUUUGGUGUGUCCACACUGUGUAGCGGCUGGGUUUCAAGAUCCCACACUAUUUCCAGCGGAAGUCCUUACGAGCCCCCCGCCAAUGACUCUCUCAGUGGUGCCAUGUCUCCGUUCAGCCAAUGGCAAAGUUCCUGCAUAUUUAGUUUAUCCUAAUGCUCAGGACCAAGGUAUCAUGACGGCCGAUCAUCGGCGAGCUCUGAGGGCCCAUCGCGUUCGACUCGUGGAAGACAUCUCUAGCCCGUCAGCGCUGGAUAUCUUGAAUCGCUUGUACGCAGCCGCCAUUAUUACGGAGAGGGAAAUGGUCACAAUGCGAUCGGCAGACUUGAAAUACGACAUGGUGGAGGUGCUUUUGGAUAUUCUUCCGGGAAAGGGUGACCGCGCAUUUGGGGAAUUUGUUACUGGUUUGGAGUGCUGUGGCUAUGGGGACAUUGCCAGGCUAUUGAAAUACCAGUUUAAGUUUUGAAUGGUAUCUACUGGAACAGAUGUGUAA